Messenger RNA from Rotaria sp. Silwood1, 510 nucleotides. NCBI's taxonomy places the organism in Eukaryota, Metazoa, Rotifera, Eurotatoria, Philodinida, Philodinidae. The record is from the annotation of a GenBank genome assembly.
AUGUUGAAGAAACCCGCUGAAACUGACAAAAAUGAUUCCUCAACGGUUUCGACUACACAUCGUCGGCGAGCUGAUUCAUUGUUACGUGAAGUACGUGAUGAUGACGACAAUAGCAACGAAACUGUGGCACCUAGAAAACAUGCUAAAUCGGAAGCAGUUGAAAUUGUUGAUUUCAUGCGAGAUGCUUGGAAAUUACCGACUCCAGGAAUAAUUAUAUCAGUGACCGGUGGAGCGGCGUUAUUUGAAAUUCCAUCACCACGCAUACGCAAGCUAUUGCGACAGGACUUGGUAGCAGCAGCAGUGUCUACAAAUGCUUGGAUAUUCACUGGUGGUACUAAUUCAGGUGUGAUGAAAGAAGUAGGUGAUGCAUUUCAUGCCUGUCGUUAUAAGGGUACGAAAACAACAUGGAAGAUUCCCUGCAUCGGUAUUGCUGACUGGUAUGCAACAAUAGGUCAAGCAUAUCACCUUUAUUAUAGGUUAUCGUAUACCGAUCGUGCAGAUUCUCAUUAA